Messenger RNA from Porites evermanni, 408 nucleotides. Lineage: Eukaryota; Metazoa; Cnidaria; Anthozoa; Scleractinia; Poritidae. The record is from the annotation of a GenBank genome assembly.
AUGGGGAAGGCUGCCUAUCUCGUUCAAGGCAGUACAGCUCACAGCUUUCUUGGAGUACCAACAGGAGGAAGGCCUCGCAAUGAGUUGACUGUACCUAUGGGUCCCUUACUAGAGAAAAUUCAGAAAAAGUGCAAAAAUCUGAAAGUUCUGGUUGGGGAUGAACGUUCAAUGAUUGGAUGUACAACAAUGGCUGGAUGGAACAGCAUGCACGUUCUGCAAUUAACAAAGGAGCCAAUGCAGAUCAGUUAUGGGGAAGGAUUCCUGUGGCAGUGUUUAUGGGAGAUGAUGUUCAGCUUCCCCCUAUGUGUGACACACCCGUGUACAUCUCAGAUUGUCAUAGUGCACCAUCUAACCACGGUUGCUUGGUUUGGACAAUGUUUGAUAGCGCUGUUGAGCUUACUCAGAUAA